UUCCAGCCUCCCCUACGCCGGACUGAUCGCCCCAAACCGUCUGUUCUUCGCCCCACCUUAGCAUACCAUUUGCGUCUAGUCCUGGGGGCCCGAGCUGGCUCAAUUUGGUCGAGCAUCGCUUCACGAUUAUGCAACAACCUCUCGCCUACACGUUCAUACAGUCGAGAAGACGACCGUGGUAUGAUGAGCAUUUCAAUUUUAGCCGAGCAUCCUCAAAGUGCCGGUCGAGCUGAAAGGAGGCGGCAUACGGUGUGGACACAUGUAGGCGAAAUGCGAUAA
This is a messenger RNA of Protopolystoma xenopodis, 279 nucleotides long. The record is from the annotation of a GenBank genome assembly. NCBI's taxonomy places the organism in Eukaryota, Metazoa, Platyhelminthes, Monogenea, Polystomatidea, Polystomatidae.